This is a messenger RNA of Apis mellifera (honey bee), 550 nucleotides long. It is a transcript of the gene Irbp18, whose product is annotated as CCAAT/enhancer-binding protein gamma. Gene Ontology annotation, molecular function: DNA-binding transcription factor activity, RNA polymerase II-specific; RNA polymerase II cis-regulatory region sequence-specific DNA binding. The transcript is spliced from 4 exons. The coding region runs from base 140 to 508 and encodes 122 amino acids. The record is from RefSeq and is a predicted model, not a curated record. NCBI's taxonomy places the organism in Eukaryota, Metazoa, Arthropoda, Insecta, Hymenoptera, Apidae. Gene Ontology annotation, biological process: regulation of transcription by RNA polymerase II; DNA-templated transcription.
UCUCAUUUAGUAGUAUUGCAUCAUCAAUAUGUGUUUUACUGUGGCACACAUGGUAGACUAUUAGCAAUAAAAGUUCCAAUUUUUAAGUUUUUAUGGUGAUAUGAAGUUAAGAAUAUAAAAAUUUGCAUAAGAUAUAAAAAUGGCGCCAAAAAACAAAGAAAAUACAUCUGGAAAUAAAAAGAAAAGACAAAUUUCUGAAGAAGAAGAUGAUGAAGAUUAUCGAAGACGUAGAGAUAGAAAUAAUCAAGCUGUAAAACGUUCUAGAGUUAAAAGCAAAUUACGUACCCAACAAACAUUGGAACGUGUAAAUCAAUUAAAAACAGAGAAUGAAUUACUUGAAGAAAAAAUUAAAAUGCUUACAAAAGAAUUAGGAUUUUUGAAAGAUCUUUUUCUUGCACAUGCAGGUUCAAGUCAACAUUCUGUAAAUUUUCAAGAUAUAGACUUGAAUGCUCUUUUGGCUGAAGAUACAAAAUCUAUGGAACAAAUGAAAGAAGUGUCUAAACCAUAGAUCAUAAUAAAUUCCACGUGAAAUAAGUAACGUGGUAUUGAU